AUGAAUCAAUUUGAAAAAUAUUUUUCAAAUGUAGAAAUUAAUGAUGAAAACUAUAUAAAUGGAAUAGAAAUUUGCAACGGUGUUUGCUUUAGAGGAAAAUUUAACUUAAUAAAGAAACAUGAAAGUGUUUGUAAAUGUCAUCCACCACCAUUAGGUGCUUCAGUUCUUGGGUUAGAGAACACCGAUAUACCUAUUCCAGAUAAUUUGGAGUUUUUCAAUGCUUGGACAGAUGCAGAUGCGCAAGAAGCAUACUUAAAAACAAAACCAACCUGCUAUUUAAUCUUAGGAAAACCUGGUACAAAUUCAUAUACUUUGGGGGAAUCCCUCUCAAAAAAGAUGAACUGUGUUCACAUUUGUCCAAAAAAUGUAUUAAAUGAUGAAAUUGACCAAAAAAGUCCUACUGGACGCUGCUUAGACUAUAAUAUGAAACUUAAUAAAGUUUGUCAAAUUGAUAAUAUACUGCCUAUAAUGAAAAGAAAAUUGGAAUCAGCAGCAGUUAAACAUAGAGGCUUUGUUAUUUCCGGAAUACCAUUAAUAUCAUAUGAAAGAAAUUUGCAAACCUAUUUUAACAGUCUCCAUGGUGAAGAAUCUAUUGAUGUGGUUGAGGGAAUGCUCUUCGACAUUAUAUGUAAUUUGAAGAAAAAAAAGUCAAAAGCCCAAAGGGAGUCAGCUACAUCGUCGGUUACUAGUGGAGUUGGAGUAGGUGAAGAAAAUGAGGAGGAGGAAGUAGAAGAGGAACAUGAACCAGAACCGGAAGAGGAAGAAGAACCUCGGGUUGAAUUGCCAAAACACAUAUUAGAUACAUGUUCUAAUAUAAUUUCUAAUAAGAAACCUUAUUUUGAAAUUAUGAGAGCCAUAAUCAUUCGUCAGAUUGAGGAAGUAUUUAACUUUAAGCCAGAUAUUUUAAUACAUAUGACAUGUCCUAACAGUGAUUUAAUAACAAAAAGAAGUCAUAAGUAUUUUAACUAUUUGACCAAUGCCAAUACUUUAUGCCCAUUUACAGUUAAUCCUGAUAGUGAGGUAAAAUGGCCAUCAAAAUAUAAUUUGCGAGACUACAAUCAACCGUUUGAUAGUCAUACAUUUAAUCCUAAAUAUAACUGUAAGCAUCCAAGUAACUUUUCUUAUAAUGUUGAGAAACAAAUAUGUAAUUUUAAAGAUCAUCUUUUAGAAUUCUUGGACACUAAAAUAAAAAGCUGUGAUCCAAAAUGCAUUAUUAAAUUGGAUGGUCGUGUUUCAAUUCAUCAGAUGAUGCAUAACAUCAUGGAGAGGAUAACUCUACUACCUAUAAAACCUGUUUUACUUCCUGAGCCACUAUACUUAGAGGAGCCACCAGAAGAUAUGGAUGAAUUUUGGAAAACAGUAGAGGAAUUGAAUGUUGUUAGAACUCAGAAUGUUAAUUUUAACAGAUAUUCUUCACAAUGGUACAAUAGAUGUCCCGUGGAGUUAAUGAAAAGAAGAUCAGUGCAAGGAAAUCCUAGAUUUGCAGUAUCAUUUUUUAAACAUGUCUAUUUAUUGUCUUCACUGAAUGAUAUGAUAUCAUUUUGCAGAAAUCCUCGACCUUUUCUGAAACUGAAGUACCUAGAGCCCACCUGCAGAAUUAUUGUUCUAGGUUCAAAAUGUUCUGGAAAAACUCUUGUGUCAAAUUGCCUGUCGUGGUUGUUUGAUGCAACAGUCAUUAGUUAUUCAGAUAUUUUAAAUAAAGAAACAGAGAAGAAGUACAAUUAUUACUCAAAGAAUAUUUUAUCAGAAAUUAUAGCUUCUAUUGAAGAUGCUCGAUUUAUGAAAUGGGAGAAUAGUGAGAUUCAGAGAAUAUCAGACUUGAAUAUGUGGUUUAAUACAAAUCACAAUAUUUUAAAUAGAUACAUACAAGUGUUUCAAGAAGUUUUGACUAAAAGGCAGGGAAGUGAAGUUGUUGGUGGACCUCUAUUGAAAAAAUUAAACAAUUUGAAAGUGAAAUUACCGUUUAUUCCAUUUUUGAAUGAUAUAGAACUAUGUCAGGAAGCCGUACAGGGGGAGAACCUGCAGAAAUAUGCUCCAGCUCAUUUGUUAAUUGUAACAGAAAAACCAAAGAUACCAGUACUUGGUGAUGAUGAUGUUACUAAGGGAAUAGCUGAAUAUAUAAAAACAAAUGAUUUACAAAAGGAAAUUGAGCCAACUUGUGAAGAAAUAAUGACAGAAAUUAUGAAUCACCUUAAAGCUAUUGAAAAUGAAACUUUUUCGCAAAAUUUCGAACCAUGUUAUGGUAAAUUUAUAAUCGAUGGUUUUCCAUCUGAAAUAGAAUAUUGGGAAUAUUUAUCUGAAGCUGACAUGCUACCUGACUAUACCAUUGUAUUAACUGAAAACCGAGAAUUUGAUGACGAUCUUUUACAGCAUUACAAGGGAAUAGAAAAAAGCAUUAAAAAUUACCAAGAGCGAUUUCUUAAUAGCAACGACUCAUUAGUCAAAACAAAGCUUCUCAGAGGUCUUCCUUUAAAUUCUACAUAUUUAAAUAUGAAAACAACUGUGAAUGAAAUUAUAGAUAAUAUAUUAGGUUCGAUAUCGGCUGAUGACAUAUCUUUAGAAGGCAAUGUCAAUCCUGAUUUACAAAUGUUACUCACAGAAGGAAUAGAGAAAUUUCGAGAAGGUUGGGAAUCAGUAAAAGCCAAACUAGACGAUAAUUCGAAAUGGUAUGGAGAAGUAGAACUCGAAGGUAAGACUGAUAUAGAUGUCUUAGACGAAGUCUUGUUACGACUGCGAAGAGCGUACUGUACUGUUUCCAUUGUUGAUGAGGAUAGAGAUGGUCAGGACCAUGACUAUGAUAAUGAAAUAAACCAGGACGUUUUAACAUACAAUGACGACCGCAAUUUGUCAGAUACCAAUAUAUUUUGUCCAAUAGCUUUAUUUGAUUAUAAUGUGCUUUGGGAAGGUAAACCCGAAUUCAGUGCUAAAUAUAAUAAUAAAACUAUAAUGUUUUGCAAAGAAGAAUGCAUAGAAAAAUUUCAAAAAGAUAGCACACGUUUCCAAUCCUUAGUAAAACCCUUUAAAAAAAAGCCUUGUUUGAGAAUUUGUACGAUAGGCAAUAUAGGUAGUGGAAAGUCUACCUUAUCAAGACGGCUAGCUAAAGAAUCUGGCUUAUUAUAUGUAAACUUUGACGAGUUUAUCAAUAACUAUGUGAUUCCAAAACAUUUUAAAAAGGUUGGUUGGCAAUAUGAAAACAGUUUUGUAGAAAAAACCGUAGAAGAAGAAAAUGCAAUCGAGUUUCAAAUGGAUGAGGAGAACGCCAACCUUAUGGCGGACUUGCUUUUUAAUGAAGCUGAAAUAAGAAAAACAAUCUUUAAUUAUUUUGAACAGGGCGUCCCACUGCCAUCUUUACUGUUGCAACAAAUCUUAAAAAUAUUGUGGUUUGAUGAACCUUACAAGUCAACGGGUAUUAUAAUUGAUGGGUUUCCAAAAUUGCCAAAUGAUGUAGAGGAUAUGGUAUCAUCUUUUUGCAUUCCAAAUGCAGUAAUAGGAUUAGACGCAAGUACAGAAAAAGCGAUAGAAAGAAUUUCACCAAUAAUGUUUAAAAUGUGGCGAAAUCAAUACAGAGAGGCAAAGCUGCAAGCUCAGGCAAAGUUCGAAUGUGAAAAACAAGAGUGGUUCGAUUUUAUUACAAAAAAUAUAGUUAUCAAAUUGAUUGUGGAUGAAAUGAUUGAAUUAGUAAUUCCCAAUGAAAACGAACUUGUACAAAAUUUGUCAGCGCAAAGCACAAUUUUUGAUGCCAAUCCGUUAGGAUCCUCAAACGUUGAUGUAAAUUUAUUUAACACGUAUAACGAGGUUAUUCAGGAGUACCCAGCUCCAGUCGAUCAAAGUGAAUGGGAGAAGCCGGACGAUGUUUCAGAGAGAAUAAAUUCAAGAAUCGAAGCCAUCUAUGAAGUGUUUGAAGAAAAUAUCCAAUCUGCAAUGGAUACACUGACAGAACAAAGAGUGAAGAUUAUUGCUGUUAACGGCUUAAAGUCUAUAGAAAAAGUAUUUAGAAAUGCCUUGGACAAAUUAUCUACUUUGUUAAACAGAAAUGAAUCGUUUUUAGAACAAACAUUUAUUAUAAAUGGCGACAUAGCUGAAAUGUUGAUUUAUGAGGGAUUUUUCUUUUUAAGCAAGUUUAAUAGAAUGUGUCCAGUUUUCAUAUACGAUAAUCCGUUAAUACUACACAACCCAUACUAUAUUCGAAAACGUAAGGGUAACAUAUUUCCUGUUAUUCAUCGUGCCUACAUAUAUUUUAUUUCAUCUGAAGAUAAUGUUAAAAAAUUCAGGUCUAACCCCUUAAAAUACAUUAAAAGUAGGCGUAUCGAGGCGUAUGUAGAAUAUCCCUUACGGAUAAGCAUUAUUGGGCCACCUAAAUCUGGAAAAUCUACGUUGGCUGCGAAACUUGCGAAUCGAUUUGGAUUACUCUGCGUCAGUAGAGGUACUUCGAUUCGACAUAUUAUGGAGAAUAUGAAUUGGACCCAACUUAAUUCUAAGAUAAAAACAUCACUUGAGGGAGGAGAUACCAUAAACACAGAAGACAUUAUAAAGUCCAUUCAAACCACAGCUAUCGACCAUAGAUCUAUAUCGUACGGAUUAGUAUUUGAUGGUUUUCCAGAAACAGCUUUUGAAGCUUCUGAAUUAGUGAAACACGGUAUUUAUCCUUCAAUUGUUUUCGAUCUUAAAACAAGUCUGUCAAAAGCUUUAGAAAAUACCCACAGGGAAAUACAUUUUGAUAUUAUAAAGAAAAAGCCGACGUUUUCGAAAGCAUUUGUAGAGUAUCGUUUUCGUGAAUGGGAAAGAAAUAGCUCUUCCGUACGAAAAUGGAUUAACGGUGACAUUCAAAAUAUUUACGAAUUACCUGCAAAUGGUACAUCGUGGCAGUGUUUUCACACUUCACUGAAUAUUAUUGAAGAUAUAUCAAAGAAAGUUCAUCACUACUUAUCCAAUUACGAUUUUAAAGUGGUCAGUGCCGGUGUUAUGGGUAUCUCGAAUGAAAUAUUUGUAUCAAAAAUGUCUGAUUUUAAAAACUUUUGCCCAAUGUGCUUCAUGAAGAAAAUAUAUAUAAACAACGAUCACCCUGUUGAUAAAUCUGGAGUUGUUCAGUAUAGAGAUGUAUAUUACUGGAUUUGUCGGAAUCACAUUAAGGAUUUAGAUAAAUUACCAAACAUUCUGUCUUUGCAAAUGAAAAUAGAAAUACCUGAAAUCCCAGCUAUCGUAAAAAGCAUUUACCCUUCACUUGUCUAUGAAAAUGGAGUAUGUAUAGUGACAUAUGCUGAAAAUCUUCCAUCACAGAAUAUAAUAAAAGGCAACAAUAACUUUGCGGCAGUGUACAAUGGUCGCUAUUACUUAUUUUGUAGUUCCAAGUGCCUGGACUCAUUUAUGCGUAAACCCUACUUAUAUUUCGACAUUGAAGUUUUUAAAGAAACGUCAGGAUUUCCCGAGAUAUCUCUAAAGACCUUGCCGAAUCUUGGGUAUCUAGAACAAACCGUGGGGAAUAUGAUAACAGCGGCGUGUUGCGCUGUCAAUGUAAUACGUCCGAAAUAUCUUGGACUAAACGUUUCCAUCUCCGGGGUUAUUUAUAUAGCACUUUAUUUCAAAACUCAUAAUUGUAUUGAUUCGUCACAAUUGAAUUUAUAUAAGAAAGCUUUAAAGGUGUAUGAAGCUAGAUGUAAGCUUCCCAUUGAUGUAGGCUUGAAGUUACGAUCUAUGGAUAAUCCUUUUGCUGACUAUGUAAAGUGUUACGGCAGAAUCAAAAGUAUUAUGGGAACCGACUCUGGUACGGGAAAACAAUCGACACGUCGUGUACCGGUCCCGGAUGAACGAUACGAUUAUCUUUGCCAGUACCAUAAACCUGCCAGUAAAGUGCCUGCGUUUUUAAACGUGGUGGACAUCGCUGGGUUGGUGCGAGGGGCGGCCGAAGGUCAAGGACUCGGAAAUGCCUUCCUGUCACAUAUCAAGGCUUGCGAUGCAAUCUUCAACUUAUGUCGUGCCUUCGAUGAUGAAGACGUGAUCCACGUGGACGGAGAUGUGAACCCCGUCAGGGAUUUGGAGACGAUUGGUGAAGAGUUGCGGCUGAAGGAUGAAGAGCAGCUGAUGCAGAACAUUGAGAAGUUGGAUCGGGUUGUCGUCCGUGGUAAUGAUAAGAAACUCAAGCCGGAGUAUGACUCCCUGAUGAAGAUUAAGAGCAUUUUAGUUGAUGAGAAGAAGCAUAUUCGUUUCGGAGACUGGAGCUCAUUUGAUAUUGAAAUAUUAAAUAAAUACCUGUUCCUCACUUCGAAGCCAGCGCUUUAUCUUGUGAAUUUAUCCGAAAAGGACUAUAUUAGGAAGAAAAAUAAAUGGCUACCAAAACUAAAGGAAUGGAUCGAUAAGAAUGACCCAGGUGCACCUUUGAUCCCCUUCUCUGGAGUCUUCGAGAGCAAACUACUGGACAUGGACCCAGAAGAGAGACAGGCUUUCUUGAAAGAACAGAAUGUUACCAGUGCGUUAGAUAAAAUUAUCGUCCAAGGGUACAAAGCCCUGCAAUUGGAGUACUUCUUCACGGCUGGAGCGGACGAAGUUAAGGCUUGGACUAUUCAGAAAGGCACCAAAGCCCCUCAGGCCGCGGGUCGCAUCCAUACGGACUUCGAGAAAGGUUUCAUAAUGGCUGAAGUGAUGCACUUCAAGGACUUCAAGGAGGAAGGCUCCGAAGCCGCCUGCAAAGGGGCCGGCAAGUACCGGCAGCAAGGCCGUAACUACGUAGUAGAAGACGGCGACAUAAUUUUCUUUAAGUUCAACGCAGGCGCAGGUUUGAAGGACGCAAAGAAGAAAUGA
Molecule: messenger RNA, 6795 nt
Organism: Pieris macdunnoughi
Lineage: Eukaryota; Metazoa; Arthropoda; Insecta; Lepidoptera; Pieridae
Source: the annotation of a GenBank genome assembly